Molecule: messenger RNA, 4209 nt
Organism: Macrobrachium nipponense
Lineage: Eukaryota; Metazoa; Arthropoda; Malacostraca; Decapoda; Palaemonidae
Product: integrin beta-PS-like
Exons: 17
Coding region: 138-2543 (801 amino acids)
Biological process (GO): integrin-mediated signaling pathway; cell adhesion mediated by integrin; cell-matrix adhesion
Cellular component (GO): integrin complex; focal adhesion; cell surface
Molecular function (GO): integrin binding
Source: RefSeq, a predicted model, not a curated record
GUAAUCAAUGGUAUACCGAGUGAUAAGGACUUGAUAAGAAGCGAAUGAGAUAAGAUUACAUGUAAAGACAUUUCGCAAAUACGCUGUGACACAGGAAACCUCCCUCUGGGCGUUGUUGACACAUUCGAUCUGACACCAUGAGACUGCACUGUGUUGCUGCGGGGUUAAUUCUGAUAGUAGUUUUGACUUCUGCUACCAGCAUCCCUAAUUGCAAAUACACAGAUUGUAACAGUUGCAUCCAGGCAUCUUCUUGUAUGUGGUGCAUGAAAGCUAACAUUACUGAUGGUACAAAUAGGUGCAUUAGCAAUUUACAUUCUGAAGCCAGGGAAUGGAAGGAGAGCUGUGGACAAGAAAACGUAAUCGAGUAUGAGAAUUUUUAUGAUGCUGUGGAAGAUGAAGAUUUCUCUGAUACCACUGAACACAUAAUUCAAAUGAAACCACAGAAACUAAAGUUGCAACUUAGAUCUGGGGAGCCCUACAACUUAACAAUAAAAUACAGACAUGUCCAGAACUAUCCUGUGGACCUCUAUUACUUGAUGGAUGGAUCCAAGUCAAUGAGUGAUGAUAAGGAUAUGCUCUCUGGAUUAGGAAAUGAUCUUGCCGAGGGCAUCAAAAAUGUUACGACCAAUUUCCGUUUAGGUUUUGGCGUUUUUGUUGAUAAAAUGGUCUUGCCCUACGUAUCUACAGCACCUUUUGGGAAGCAGCCAUCUUGUGAAGUCUGCAACCCUCCAACCCUAACUCCUGGGAUAGAGCAAUUGUGUGUUCCCUGCAGUCCUCCGUAUGGAUUCAUAAAUUCCUUACCUCUAACUCAUAACAUUGCAGAAUUUGAAAGCAAAGUGAAGGAGGCACCGAUAGCUACGAACAAAGACUUCCCCGAAGGUGGUUUUGAUGCCCUGAUGCAAGCAAUGGUCUGUCAGAAAGAGAUUGACUGGAGGGAACAGUCAGCACGUGUCAUUGUUCUCUCUACUGAUGCUGGUUUUCAUUAUGCAGGAGACGGAAGGCUUGCUGGAAUUUUAACACCUAAUGACAUGACCUGCCACCUUGAUAAUAAUGGUACCUACACUCGCUCAAGGGAUUUGGAUUAUCCUUCUGUUUCGCAGAUAAAUGACAUGGCAAAUCAAAAUGGCAUUAGUUUAAUUUUUGCCAUAACUCAGGAUCAGGAACCUCUCUAUGUUAAACUAGCAGACCAUAUUUCUGGGGCCUCUUCUGGCAUUUUAGAGCAGGAUUCUUCUAAUAUAGUGCGUCUUGUUACGGGAAAAGUUGAGGAUAUCAUAAGCACUGUUAAACUGGAAGCAAAUGUGAAGGGUCCUGUAAAAAUAAAAUAUUUUUCAAAAUGUAAUGGUGAGGCCCUGAUGCAGAGGUCAAGUUGCAAGGGUCUUGUCCCUGGCAAUGAGAUAGAAUUCAUCUUAGAGUUUAAGCUCGAAGAGUGCCCAGAAAAAGAGGAAGAUUUCCAGCAAACAAUCAAGAUUCACUUAGGUGGACGACAGGAAACGGUUGAUGUUGACUUGACAAUGGCCUGCAGAUGUAAGUGUAGUGAACCUGGUGACAAGGGUUACAUUGAGAAAGCAAAACAGUGUUCUUACCAUGGCACAUACAAGUGUGGAAUUUGCGACUGUGACGAAGGGUACAAGGGCGUUGAUUGUUUGUGUGAAGACUUCGCUGAUGGAAGAAAUGGCACUUCUGAAGAGACUUGCAUGGGGCCAGAUAUGUCACUGAUUUGCAGCAACAGGGGUACCUGUGUCUGUGGAGUAUGUCAGUGUGACAAGGGAGAUUCUCCAGAAAAGAAAAUCAGUGGGACGUACUGUGAGUGCACUAAUUACCAGUGCCCAACAACAUCAGGGAAGUUAUGUUCAGGUCACGGAGAGUGCGUAUGCAACAAAUGCAAUUGUUCUGAAGGAUGGACAGGAUAUAACUGUGGCUGUGAAGAUAGUGAAGAUGGUUGUAUAGAACCAGGGUCAAAAGAAAUAUGCUCUGACCAAGGGGAGUGUAAGUGUAACAAGUGCAUCUGUAACCCAGGCUACAGUGGGAAAUACUGUGGCGACUGUCCGAAUUGUUCUGGGAAAUGUGUUGAUUAUAAACCUUGCGUACAGUGUCAAGCCUUCCAGACUGGAGAGUAUUCCCCUGAGGUUUGCCAGAGUAAUUGUACUCUCUUCAACGUUACCAAAGUCCCAGAAAUAAAAGCUGACCGAGACGAACAACUUUGUUCAUUCUUUGAUGAUAAUGAAUGCAGGUUUUUCUUCAUGUAUCGAAGAUAUGAUAAUGGAACAAUCGAAGUCCUUGUUCAGGAAAAUGUGGAAUGCUCAACAUCUGUGAAUAUGUGGGGCGUUAUCAUUAGUGUUCUGUGUACUGUUGUUCUCAUCGGUCUGGUUGCCCUUCUUGUCUGGAGGAUCACAGCUAGCAUUCAUGACAGACGUGAAUACCAGAAAUUUGUUUUGGACCAGCAGAAUGCUAAAUGGAGUGCUGGUGAGAACCCUUUGUACAAGAAAGCCACAACAUCUGUGCAGAAUCCUUUGUUUGGUGUUAACAAUGAAGAGUCAAGGUAAUUGCGUCCUGUACAUUAGGUAAUUUUCUUUGGUUCUUGCAAUGGAAUAACAUUAUCAUGCCUGCCAUAGGGACAAUUCUAUAAGAUACUAGAUAUGAAUUAGUAAUUACUUACAAGUUAACAGUUUUUGCAAGCUUACGUAGUGCACUGAAAAUUUAAAGAAUCUCCUUAAAAUGUAAAAAACAGUUUUAAAAUGUAAGUUUCAGCAGGCUGGGCUCUUGGUACAAAGUUCAAGACUGAGAAUUUGCUUGCUUCAGUAUCAUGUUUUUAGUCGUUCUGUGUUUUAUAUACAUUCCUUGUCAAAAGAAAUAACAAUUAUUAUAUAUUUGAACUGUAUACAACUGUACAUUUUCAUAAGCCGAAUUGUAGACAACUGUACAUUUUCAUAAGCUAGCCAGGGUUACAGUAAGAUUUUGAGGUAGCAUAGCCAAAGCUAGCCUGGUUGAUAUGCAAUUUGGAUGUGUAGUGCAAAUAAUCGAAGGGUUCUUGUAUUGUGCUCAUAUUUUCACAUUGAUAGAAGAUUGAAAGUUAUAUAUGGGGCAUGCAGGUCCAGCCCUCAGAAUAAAAAUAGGAAACAAUCAAUUGUACUUUAUUAUACAGUAUAUGUAUAUAGCUUUUAUAUAUAUGUACUAGACAUACAGAGAAGUUAAGUUUUAAAGGGAAACAUUAAAUACAUCCCAUAGUUGCUGUGCAACAGCAAUGUUAUGAUUAAAGAAUGCAUUUCAUACCUAUGAAAAAUUAAACUUUUUCCUUUCCUUGUCAGUAAAUGAAAACUGACACCUACUUAUAUCAUUAAAGAAAAUAUAACAAUAACAAAGUAAACCCUUUUACAUUAUAACUAAACCUAACAAGAUUUCUAUACAGAUAAAUCUUUUUGGUACUAAAAAAUUACAGAAGAAGUAAAGAAAAAGGGGGCAGGGGUGGGGGGUGUAGCAGCAAACUCCUGAUUUAAAUGAAAUUAUCCAAAAAGUUGGCUAAUCUAGGCAGAGGUUCCAAAUUGCAAAUGUCAACUAUAAACAAAUUAUACUUUCCAACAGACAUCAAAAAGCAUUAAAACAGUUGCAUCUACAUUCGGCAGUUAGCGGCUAAGUUGAGUUCGUGCCGAUUUCCUUAUUUUAACUCCCAUUUCUCUAUUGGUAGCCCUUACUCGACUCUUUUAUGAUGUACAAGAGUUUUAUUAAGUUGCUAAUUGUUAUUCAACAUACAUGAAUAACAUGUACAUAUAUCAACAAUAAACUUUUGAUAUCUAAAAUGAUUAACAGCAUUAAAUGAUUCAAAAGAUAGGUUUUCAUAAUUGGUAUUACUUGUAUGAUUAACAGCACCUUAUACUGUAUGUUAUCCAUUCAUCUCUUGAUAUCUGGAAAGACUUGUAAUAAUUCUGAUAUCUGGAAUGACUUGUAAUAAUUCUAACGGCAGACUUUCAAAUCAAUAUACUUCUUAAAAUUAUAGUAUCAGAAGCGUUUAUAUACAUCUACACAGAUAUUGUAUAUCAUAUUCUGCCUCCUACCCAGACAACAUUCUGUGACUUGGCACGUCAGGCAGAACUCUUUCAGUGCCAUAAUGAAUACCUCCAAUGUGCCUUACAACAAUGAAUGUACAUCAAGUGUUUUGUAAUAUUGAAUGUACCUAUACUCUGCGUUGUAUUUAUGAAUAUACAUCUAAUCUAA